UGCACGCCGGGAGGCGCCGUGAGGGCUUUAAGGGCGGGCGGCCGCCGCCAUCUUCCUCUCGGCGCCGCGCAGCCAUGGGCCACCAGCAGCUCUACUGGAGCCACCCCAGGAAGUUCGGGCAGGGCUCCCGCUCGUGCCGCGUGUGCUCCAACCGCCACGGCCUCAUCCGCAAGUACGGGCUCAACAUGUGCCGGCAGUGCUUCCGCCAGUACGCCAAGGACAUCGGGUUCAUCAAGCUGGACUGAGCGCCGGGAGGAUGAGGCGACAGCCAGGAGCCACCGGGGCGUCCCAGAGCAUCCCUGACGUGUCUCCAGCGACUCGGCUCAGCCUUACCUAAUAAAUGCUGUCCUAACCCA
This is a messenger RNA of Lonchura striata (white-rumped munia), 356 nucleotides long. It is a transcript of the gene RPS29, whose product is annotated as ribosomal protein S29. Lineage: Eukaryota; Metazoa; Chordata; Aves; Passeriformes; Estrildidae. Gene Ontology annotation, biological process: cytoplasmic translation. Gene Ontology annotation, molecular function: structural constituent of ribosome; zinc ion binding. Gene Ontology annotation, cellular component: cytosolic small ribosomal subunit; ribosome. The record is from RefSeq and is a predicted model, not a curated record.